GACGGACCUCUGGGCCCCAGCACCUUCCAGAGACAAGGGGAUGCCCUGAGCCUGGAUCCCUCAGGCUGGGCCAGCAGGACGCUAAACCGUGGGGCCCCUCACCUCAGGCUGGACCAGCUGGAACUAUCAACCUUGGACUCGCUGAGAUUGCUGUUGACUUCUCACCAGUUUGCCUUUGGCCUUUGGAAGAUGGCUUCUAGAGAGAAACUGAGGGCGCCUGGCAGAAGGCGUGGUGUGAGAGAGAAAGUUCAGGGUUUCAGCAACAUCUGACGUCAACUGGGGCCAGGCUGCUGUUGCUUCUCCAUCGUCAAGACCAGUCACUGCAUGUUGGGGCUGGAAGGGACCUGCAGACCAGCUCAUCUUGGCUUCCUGUUUUACGCAUGGGGACACCAGGGCCCCGGGAGGGCAAGGCCAUCUCUUCCCCCAGCUAGCUGCAGCGGGAGAGGCUUCCCCUACGAGCCAGGAGAAAUCAUCAGGAAAUUCCCUGGAUGUUAUAACUCGUGACAGCAACGUCUAAUUAAUCAUCAAUCCUGUGACGCAACCUGGCCCAUACCAAGGGGACCUGCUGAGUCUUUGCAAACCUAUCCAGGGGAGUUCUGUGGACACUUCCUUCCAGACCUGUGCCCGAGGACCCAAGGCUGAUGGGGGCCCAGCUCUCCUCCAAGACCGAUGCCGAGGCACCCUGCAAGGCCCUGCGCUUCCACGCCAAGGCCAAGGGCGCGCAGGUGCGCCUGGACGCCAAGGGGAGCAUCGCGCGCCGGUGCGCCACCUUCUGCGACGGCAUCGUGUUCAGCCAGCGGCCCGUGCGGCCCGGCGAGCGCGUGGUGCUGCGCGUGCUGGAGCACGAGGACCGCUGGCACGGCGGCCUCCGCGUGGGCUUCACGCGCCUGGACCCCGCGCGCGUGCCCUCGGCCAGCCUGCCGCCCUUCGUGUGCCCGGACCUGGAGGAGCAGAGCUCCACGUGGGCCGCCAUGCUGCCCGAGGGCUGCGCGCUCGCGGGGGACGUGGUCCGCUUCUGGGUGAGCCGCCACGGCCGGCUCUUCGCGGCCGUCAACGCGGGCCCCUGGUUCCUGCUGCGCACCGGCGUGCUCCUGGGCGCCCCGCUCUGGGCCGUGAUGGACGUGUACGGGACCACCAAGACCAUCCAGCUGCUGGAUCCCACAGCCAGCGCCCUCCCGCCUGCCACGCCGUGGGUCCCCAGGGAGGAGACUCUGUCUGAGCCUGAAGCCGCAGCAGGAGAGGAGUGCACCAUCUGCUUCCAGCAUGCGGCCAACACCUGCCUCAUCCCCUGCGGCCACACACACUUCUGCAGCGACUGCGCCUGGAGGGUCUUCAGCGACACGGCCAAGUGCCCAGUGUGUCGCUGGGAGAUGGAGGCAGUGGCCCCCCUGGUGUGGGGCUCCUGCUCUGAGAACUGAAGAAGACCUCCUGGAGCCCGAGGCAGAUGACGCCUACCUCUGAGCCCGGCCCCUGCGGAGGGACGAGGCGGCCCACCUCUUCAUGGAGAAGAGUCAGAAAGGCUGGUCAGCAACAGGCGUGCAGAGCGGGAGGCCGGGGAGCCAUGGCUCUUCCCCUCCGACAACAGACGGGGGCCAGUGGAGCAAGGUGGAGCCCCUCUUUCUGUCCACACGGGGACUGUCUCCCUGAUGGGGUGCCUGGCUGUGGAACUGGCUCCGCCAUGGGCCAGCGGACUUCUGAUCCGUCAGCUUAGCUUCGCGUUCAUUUGUGCCCAGAGCCCUUGGCUGGCUGCCUGGUACGGAUGUCAUAGAUUUAGCAAUCCCUGGCACAUGUAAGUCCCGGGAUUCUCAAGAACCCACACAUGUCAGUGAGAAGGUCCUUUAUUCAGAGAGCCGGCAGCCUGAUCCCUGACUGUAUCGCAGAGGAAGUUAAGGUAUCUGUGUGUGUCUGGGGAAGCCCCACCCACCCUGGGGAAUGAAGAGCCUGGCCCAGAUGCAGGGGGGCAUCUGGGUAGAAUGUUUAUGGUCCCAUGUAGAAUCUGGGUCACCUCUGACAAGCCCUCCAUAAAGUGGGUCAGUAGUCACCCACCCUGCCUACGUUGCAGGGUGACUGUGAGGUCCCAAUGAGAUCAUGCAUCUGAAGAUGAUUCAACAUGUUGCAGUGCGCUGUUUUCACUGUGCUUAUUUCCUUGCCAAUUUCUGAGAUGUAGAAAUAAAGUUUGUUUUUUAUGAA
This is a messenger RNA of Equus quagga, 2190 nucleotides long. RefSeq names its product neuralized E3 ubiquitin protein ligase 3 (gene NEURL3). Bases 642 to 1418 code for a protein of 258 amino acids. The record is from RefSeq and is a predicted model, not a curated record. Lineage: Eukaryota; Metazoa; Chordata; Mammalia; Perissodactyla; Equidae. The transcript is spliced from 5 exons.